CACCUAUUAUCUGCAAUUUCUAAUAAUUGUAAUAUUUUCUGUUUGUAAUAGUAAUUGCUGUAGAUAUUGACGCUGAUAAAAUUAUAAUGGCCAAGCAGAAUGCCGCGAUUUAUGGAGUUGUAGAUAAAAUUGAAUUCAUUGUUGGAGACUACUUUAAGCUGGAAAAUCAGAUCAAGGGUGACGUUAUAGUCACGUCGCCACCGUGGGGCGGUCCAGAAUACAGUAAAAUGGAUGUGAUCGGGCCGUUGGAUCUGUAUAUGGAUAAAAUUCUGGAAGUGGGGAAAACGAUUGCCCCAAAAAUACUGUUACAUCUCCCCAAAAACCUUAAUAAAAAUGAGUGUUGGAAAAUGUGCAACGGAGUUGGUGCCAGCCUCCGAAAAAUCGAAAAUGUGUUUAUGAACAAGUACCUCAACUCGACGUUGUUCUAUGUCCGAUCCAAUAAUGUAAGUUAUAAGUCAUUGUGUAUUUAACACAAUAAAAGCCUAAUAAAACAAUAAUUAAUAGACUAUAUUAAUAUAGUACCUACCUACUUAAUUAAUUUAAUAUUCCUGACCGUACCUGCGCUUAAUUAUAAUAAUUUAUUAUUUAUGUUUGAAUUCAUUAGAACGAUGCCGUAUCAGACGUUGCUCCCAAACCGGUCGACAUCCACCUACAUAACUGUAAGUUGAAAACGUCUAUAUUUAAAAAUUUUUAUAGUAUAAUAUUUAUCUAAUAAAUUAAUUUUCUUUAGCAUUCCGCAAGGAUGAAAGGUAUAGUUUAAAAGCUUACCAAAGUUAUCUGGUGGAUGUUGAAACGUUGGUGAGCAGCCGUCGAUCAUCGUCAUGAUGUAAUACGAAUCGUUAUUAUUGGAACGGACAUAAAAUUACGUUGAGAAGUUACCUCUUCAUAACACAUUUUCGGUUUUUUGGCCAACUCCGUUUCCAUUUUUAAUCAUUACUCGUUUUUAUUAAGGUUAAGAUGUGACAGUAUUUUAGGGGAAUUAUCGUUCCCACUAGCUUCCAGGACUUUAUCAACAUACAUCCGACAGCCCGAUGACCUGCGUUUGUAUACUCUGGUCCACCCCAUUAUGGCAGCGAAGUAACGGUGACGUCACCGUUGAUCGGAUUGCCCAGUUUAAAAUAGACGCUAACAACUUCAUAGAUCGUGGCAUAGCGUUUGGCCAGCAUCGUUUUCUCCGGGUCAAUAU
Messenger RNA from Acyrthosiphon pisum (pea aphid), 1186 nucleotides. RefSeq names its product trimethylguanosine synthase-like. The coding region runs from base 87 to 470 and encodes 127 amino acids. The transcript is spliced from 2 exons. Gene Ontology annotation, molecular function: RNA cap trimethylguanosine synthase activity. NCBI's taxonomy places the organism in Eukaryota, Metazoa, Arthropoda, Insecta, Hemiptera, Aphididae. Gene Ontology annotation, biological process: 7-methylguanosine cap hypermethylation. Gene Ontology annotation, cellular component: nucleus. The record is from RefSeq and is a predicted model, not a curated record.